Peronospora matthiolae is the source of this 888-nucleotide messenger RNA. The record is from the annotation of a GenBank genome assembly. Lineage: Eukaryota; Oomycota; Peronosporomycetes; Peronosporales; Peronosporaceae.
AUGCGAUGCGCGAGCAAGGCCGCCGAGAGCGCGUCUGCACGUCUCUGUGCGGACGCCGAAGCAGAAACAACAGCAACUGAUGUCCCAUCGGUUGCUGAAGCGACCCAGCCUGUGUCACUUGGUGACGCAGGCGCUGGUCAUGAAGACACUCGUGUCUUCACAGAGUACGAGCUCGGUGUCUCGUACUCUCCUGAUACGGAUGACGGAUCCGUAUCGACGGCGAUUGAAUCUAAGCCGCCUGCCAAGCGUGGCAUGGACGAUGCUUUGCGUCGCAGCAUCUUUGGUUCAUCUGAUGAAUCAGAUGAACCAUCGCCGAAGCGAAGGCGCUCGAGGUCGCGAGACUCGGGCGCUAAUAGUGGUGUCGGUUCUCCAAUGGACACCACUUCACAGCGAGGUGCCAGUACUUCUGUCGGCACGUCGCAGGAAGAGCGGGACCGCAAUGUGUUGCGUCUCGCUCCAGAAAAGAAGGCAUGGAUGCCUCCAAAAUCCGUCAUGGAUCACUUGUCGGCGACGACGAGUGAUCGUUAUCGAACACGAUUGUUCGAUUCGUCAGAGAUCCAUCACCUUGACCCCAGCGCGAAAGACUAUCGCGCUGAACACGAAUUCUUCAUCGAUGCUUUCUUCAAACAUCGAUGGUACAGUGGGAAUCACAAACGUGAUGGUCCCUCACUACUUCAGGCGUGGAACGCCUACAUCCAUAACCUCGAGGAUGUAGGUCGUGACGCUUGGAACGACAAACUUAUCAAAGCUCGUGAUAAGUUUGAAAAGCGAACCCCGACAGGUGCACGCUACAAGCUGCAUCGUCUGUCAAGGGAGAGAAGGAUUACCCUGCCUCUCUUGGGGAGACUCGUGCCCAUGUUGUGUGAACAACUCUGCACGAGCACCUAA